Molecule: messenger RNA, 1488 nt
Organism: Priapulus caudatus
Lineage: Eukaryota; Metazoa; Priapulida; Priapulimorpha; Priapulimorphida; Priapulidae
Exons: 3
Coding region: 61-1488 (475 amino acids)
Source: RefSeq, a predicted model, not a curated record
CAAUCUGCUAAUCCCCUGCAGCUCUACCGAGCAGACACGAGGAAUAACUAACCAGAUAGAAUGGACUCGUUUAAAGCGUGGAUGACCACCAAGGUCAAAACUAUCGAACAGAACGCGACCGAAGUGACCUCCAAGUUCGCGAACGUGCGAGUGAAUGUGAUGACGCCGCGCACGAUCCCGGAGUUUGUGAUUCCACACUUCCAGGCCGAACACGCGCCAUGCAGCGGCGAGGGCACCAACAGUGACCACUCAAGUGACCGCAGCUCUCCGAUGAUUAGUCCGGACAACUCUAACCUGAGCAUCGCGUCGCUGUGUCGCAGCCCGACGUCGCGCUCGUGUCCCGUCACGCCGAUACCUCACCGAGGCGUCGAGCGCUGCGACAGCAUCGAGCACAAAUCCUUCAGCUCGACGGACAGCUUUCCGAGCAUGAUGCUCAACCUGGGCGGCCGCGAUGCUGCGCGGACGGCGCACCCGCCGCCGCUCACCCGCCACGAGAGCAAGACGAGUCCCGUCUGCUCGCCGCAGCAUCUGCACUGCCCGCCGCCGAUGAUGAUCAACUCGAGCUCUUCGGACAGCCUCACGCACAAGACGUGCACGCCGUCGCCCGACCCCGCCAGCACCGUCCAGCUGAAGCCGAUGCGACACAGGCUGAACUUCCGCAGCCGGUCAGCGGGCGAGCCGGGCAGCCUGGAUCUUCGCCGGCCCGUGCUGCGGCGCUGCAGCCCGCAUCGGUCGCCGUCGGCGUCGCCCGCCGGCUCGCCGAGGCCCGCCCGCAAGCUGCCGCAGCCUCCGAUCACCAAGCGGAGAGGAAACCCGGCGAAGGUCUACCUGCGGCGGCGCUCGUCUCUCACGAGCUACGACGAGAAGCUCUACCUGGCCUGUCGCGACCCAAACGCCUUCCCCACCAGCGACUCGCUCGAGUCGGCGACCGAGGACGAGGACGACGACGACGAUCGAUCGUUGCCGUCGCUGUCGCCGUCGUUCGGCAAAAGCCAAUCACAUCACUCGCACCUGUCCGACUCGUCGUGCCAAUCGAGGAUGACCGUGGCGACGAUUGCCACUGGCAAAGCCGAACUCGGACAGCUCAAACUGUCCAUGCAGUAUCUACCCGGAUCGAAACAGCUCAAGGUCGUGCUGCUUAAGGGCGAGAACCUGGGCGGCGCUGCUAAGACGCAUCAUCAGAUGAACAGCUUUGUUAAGCUGUACCUCGUGCCCGGCAAGAUGCAGAAGCGCUCGUCGAAGGUCGUCAAGAACACGAAGGGCCCGACGUUCAACGAAGACUUCCACUUCCUCGAUCUGGAGCUUGAGAGCAUGCCGCAGAUGCAACUCAAAUUAAAAGUGCUCAACAAAUCGCAUCACCUCAUCAAGCCCGAAGUGAUAGGCGAUGUGCACGUCAAGCUAGACCCGUUAGAGCUGACCAGCGAGUGUCGAAUGUGGAAGGCCCUCAAAUCCACGACAGCCACACAGACAACGGGCCCCAGGGCUUGA